Messenger RNA from Pocillopora meandrina, 738 nucleotides. Lineage: Eukaryota; Metazoa; Cnidaria; Anthozoa; Scleractinia; Pocilloporidae. The record is from the annotation of a GenBank genome assembly.
GGUGAAUUUAUCGACAUAAGUUUAAAAGUGGGUGAUACACUUUUCCCAGCUCACCGAGUUGUUCUUGCGUCGUAUAGCGAUUAUUUCCACGCUAUAUUUACUGAUGGGAAAGAAGCGAACCAGGAACUGAUCGAACUGAAAGAUAAAAGCAUUUCACCGGAGAUAUUCAAGAUCGUUAUGGACUCCAUCUACAGUGGUGACCUUCAUGUCAACCAGAGGAACGUAUCUGAGGUUCUUCUCACAGCUAGUCAGCUUCAAAUCGCGAGUGUUGUUCAUCUGUGUUGGGAUUUCCUAAAGAAGGAAUUCAAAGAAAAUGGAAUUGACCUCAAGAACUACUCCGUGCUGUGUGCUGUCGCCGAAAGACUCGGUCUCAGAGAUCUGCAAGAGGCCGCAGAGGCCAAGAUGGCAUCCAUUUACAAAGAUGUUUGCGAAAGUAAAGAAUUCCUUACUCAUAUCAAUGCAGAUCAACUACACAGCCUUCUUGGUCGAGAUGACCUCAAUUCACCCUCUGAAGCCUUCGUCUUCAAAUCGGUGAUCAAGUGGAUCAAAUACAAAGGGGAAGAGAGGAUGCCAGUUGCUGGAAAAGUUAUCGGAGCUGUUCGUCUGGGGCUAGUAGACGUGAAGAUUGUGAUUGAAGAGUUGAAUACAGAUGAAAUGCAGCGAGUUCCCGAGGUGAACAUUCAUUUGCAAGAAUCCAUGAUGCAUCGUUGCAUGCCUUCACAUGAAUUUGCUGCAUAG